GUGUUGAAAUCUGUGGUCGAAAUCGAUCAAACAUCUACUCGACCAAUAUGUCAUGAUAGCUGAUGAUAUACUCAAAUAUUAAUUGUUGAUCUGAAUUUGUUAGCUCGUACAAAAUGACGAUAACACAAAUCAAGAAUCUAUCAUAUCGACCUCAAGAUCUCGUAUACGACCCCCUUUUCGUCGUAUCUGGUCCAAGAGAUCAUUAUAAAGCUGAAGUACUAGCCAAAAUGGCAAUGGCAAAAUACCAAGUAUGUCCUGUAUUUUCCACCAUGUUUUCCGAUCUCCCCAGUUAUCCUCGAAAACAGUUGGUCUUACGGAAACCGAGAGAAAUACCCUCAUAUAAGCAACAGAAACAGAGGAGCGACCAGUAUUUCCGACAAAUCCACAACAAACCCCAUCCCAUCCACGGUUCCGAUCGUCCCAAAUUCUUCAGCUUUCCGAUCAUCACCUAUCCCAGUGACGUCAUCCCGUACCUUCAUUUUCCCGCGUUCACCCUGAAGAAGAUGCCGAAGGAUUACGGCGAGAUCAAGGACAAGGCUGCCGGCGGAAGGAUCAACCAGAACAUCCAGACCGAUUAUCGCGAAUCGGAGAUGCAGACCUCGCCUUGGCAGCCGGACUACAGGGUGUUCAGUAACGACGGCAGCACCAGUCCGCAACUGUUGAAGCUGGACUUUCUCAAAUGGGGCAGUGGCUUACCUGCUGGAAAAAACGAGGUAGUGCUCGUAGAGAGAGCCAGAAUGAAAAGAGCUUGGGAGAAGUAUUUACCACCACCAACGGAUGAGGCAACCUUGGCGAAAAGAAGAGAUAUCAUAGAAGCAAUGGAGAGGGACGAAUGGGCAUUUAGAGAACAGGAAAUCCACGAGAUCCAGGAGCUGCGCAUGAAGCUCCUCGAAGAGAUGCUGACGGAACUGCACCGCAAGACCAAGGAGCGGAACGAACUGAAGCUGAGGAACAUCGCGGAGAUAAAGAAGACGGAAACGGACGCCAAGAUCCAAAAACUGAGGAAAAACACCGAACGAGAGCUUAGAAAGCUGGAGUUGAAGCACAGGGGGGUGAAGACGAAGUACCACGCCACCGACGUGGUGGAGGAGCACGCUCAUCCGAAGUCCGAGCUCUAUGCGCCAUUGAUGAGGCACGGGGAACACCCGAUGAGAUGGCACCAAGUGAUGGACGAGAGGCUCAAAUAUUAUAAGGCGCAGUUUAUAGGAGUGGAAGAAUUCAGCACUUUACCCAGAUGGAUCAACAAGGCGACCAUCCUCAAAGACGAUUACAACACAGCAAAAUUACCGGGCACCCAUAUAUGCAUGAGGGAGACGAAAUGGACCACGCCAGUACUGAAGAAGCUGCACGAGGAACUGAAGAAUCUACACAAGACGACGAAGAGGAAGUGUACCCUCCGCGUGAGGAUAGACAGGACGAUCUCCGAAGCGUCAACGCCGGAAACGGACGAGCUGCCGGAAAUGGAGGAGGACAAGUACCAAGCCCUCAUCACGUUGCAGAGUAUUUUGAAGGGGCGAGCCUCACAAAUGUUGAUUUACGAAGGAAGAGACAAGUGUCGCGAACUGAUAAGGGAGUUGAAAUACAGCACGGGUUUAUUGGACGAGCAGAGGGAGAGGAUCGGCGAAACCAGGAAGAAAAUCAAACAUCAGCAGAGGGAAGAGGCCAUCCAACGCAACAGGAUCUCGAAACUGCAGAAGUCGCUGAACAAACUGGAGGGCAGCGUUGUCGGGUCGUUGUUGGACUUCUUGAACAAGGAAUUGAGGCGUCUUUUGGACGAGAGGAGAGCCCACGCCAUCUGCUUCUUGAAUGAGAGGGAGAGGAAUGAUAGGGAGGCUGCUGAGGCUGGAAGGAGGCAGCAAGAGCUCCGUAGGAGGAGGGAGCACGAUGAGAUGUUCAAGCAAAUGGUGAAAGUGCACCAGGACACCGUCGAUCUCUAUCUUCAAGACAUCAUAACGGAAGGGAUGGACUUUGCCUCAAGCGAUGAAGCGACAGAUUAUAUACAAAAGUUGACGCAGAGAAUUGAAAUAGACCUGAAUGCACAAUUAGAGAAGUCCAUAGAGGUCAGUGAACAGGAGGAGACCAUAGCAGAUUUGGUACACCACUUUGUACUUCCGGAAGUACAAAAACAAAUGGUCAGAGACAGGAUAAAGCUCAAGCAAACACAAAAAUUGAAGAGAAUCAACGAUACCUUAAUGGACGACCUGAUAGAGACACUACCGUCUCCAAAGAAAGCAGAAGACGUAGGACCAGAAGAUGAACUACCACCCUCAGGGUUCAACUUCAAAUACCAGACAGAAGGCGAACUUAUGGAAACAUUAUGGAAGGACGAUGAACAUCCAACUUUCGUAAGUGGGACGGUUUCAACGGUUCAUGACGAAGAAGAUGAGGAUAAGUUCAGGAAGGAAAGUGGAUCUGAUAUACGUCAAGAUGCAGAAACUGAAGAGAUAAUAGCGUUAGAAGAACUUGGGAAGGCAGCCGAUGAAUUGGAAAAGGAAGUAGAGCCAUCAGAUGAUAUAGGGGUGAAAACAGAAAAAGAAACUAGGGAUGAAACCGGAAAUGAAUCACAGGAUGUUGAAGUUGGAGAAACAAUAGGCGAUCACAAUAUUUCAAACUUAAAAGAUGAAACCUGAAAAUCUUUCUCUUGAAAUACCUACUAUCGUCAUCAUCUGUUGGGGAUUCAUCAGAAUAUAAUUUAUUUUAACUUCAAUUUAAUCACUUCAACACUGGUUACAUGUGACCACUUUCAUAGGCUUUGAAUAAAGUUUCCCCAUGUAGAA
Molecule: messenger RNA, 2777 nt
Organism: Coccinella septempunctata (seven-spotted ladybird)
Lineage: Eukaryota; Metazoa; Arthropoda; Insecta; Coleoptera; Coccinellidae
Product: cilia- and flagella-associated protein 91-like
Exons: 16
Coding region: 114-2630 (838 amino acids)
Source: RefSeq, a predicted model, not a curated record